Molecule: messenger RNA, 7603 nt
Organism: Esox lucius (northern pike)
Lineage: Eukaryota; Metazoa; Chordata; Actinopteri; Esociformes; Esocidae
Product: unconventional myosin-Va
Exons: 41
Coding region: 172-5715 (1847 amino acids)
Biological process (GO): actin filament organization; vesicle transport along actin filament
Cellular component (GO): actin cytoskeleton; myosin complex; cytoplasm
Molecular function (GO): microfilament motor activity; ATP binding; actin filament binding
Source: RefSeq, a predicted model, not a curated record
UGCAUAGAGACAGUUCAUACUUUUAAAGAAGUAUGGACAUUCUUGUUACCACGUCGCUGCUACUUCUAUUUGUCUUUCUCCAAUUUCUUUUAGAUUUUUCUGUGUUUUAAAUGCGUCGCAAAUGAAGAGACAGAGGCAAAAGUGAAGAGUGGAUACUCGGCAGUGAAUAUCAUGGCAGCUUCUGAGCUGUACACCCAGUAUGCCCGGGUCUGGCUGCCCAAUGCUUUGGAGGUGUGGAAGCCAGCCGAGCUCACUAAGGACUAUUCCCCUGGAGACAGAGUUCUGUUUCUGCAGCUGGAAGAUGGCACGGAUGUGGAAUACAAGAUUGACCCUCAGACAAAAAGAUUACCCCCUCUACGGAACCCUGACAUCCUGGUUGGGGAGAACGACCUCACUGCUCUCAGCUACCUCCACGAGCCAGCCGUGCUGCACAACCUCAAAGUGCGCUUCGUGGAGUCCAAGAUGAUCUACACCUACUGUGGCAUUGUGUUGGUUGCCAUCAACCCAUAUGAGAGUCUUCCCAUCUAUGACCAUGACAUCAUCCAUGCCUACAGUGGACAGAACAUGGGGGAUAUGGACCCUCACAUCUUCGCUGUUGCUGAGGAGGCUUACAAGCAGAUGGCCAGAGAUGAGAGGAACCAGUCUGUGAUUGUGAGUGGGGAGUCAGGAGCUGGGAAGACAGUCUCUGCUAAGUAUGCCAUGAGGUACUUUGCCACGGUCAGCGGCUCCUCUUGUGAGACUAACGUUGAGGAGAAAGUGCUGGCCUCCAACCCCAUCAUGGAGGCCAUCGGGAACGCCAAGACGACCCGGAAUGACAACAGCAGUCGCUUUGGGAAGUACAUUGAGAUCGGAUUCGAUAAAAACUAUCGUAUCAUCGGGGCCAACAUGAGGACGUACCUGCUGGAGAAAUCCAGAGUUGUGUUUCAGGCUGCUGAGGAGAGGAACUACCACAUCUUCUACCAGCUGUGUGCCUCCUCACAUCUACCUGAGUUCAAAGCCCUCAAGUUAGGUAGUGCAGAUGACUUCCUCUGUACCGGCCAAGGUGGGAUCCCAGUCAUAGAAGGAGUCGACGAUACCAAAGAGAUGCGCAGUACCAGGAAGGCUUUCUCGUUGUUAGGGAUCAGUGAAACACAGCAAAUGGGAGUUUUCCAGAUCCUGGCAGCAUUGCUUCACCUUGGCAACGUGGAAGUGAAAGAGGGAACCAUGGACAGCAGUGCUAUCCUUGCAGAGAACAAUCACCUGAUGGUGUUCUGUGAGCUUAUGGGAGUGGCCUACGAGGACAUGUCCCAUUGGCUAUGUCACAGGAAAUUAAAGACGACCACAGAGACCUACGUGAAGCCCCUCCCCAAGGCGCAUGCGGUCAAUGCGCGGGACGCCCUGGCCAAACAUAUCUACGCCAAAGUGUUCAGCUGGAUUGUGGAUCGUAUAAACGAGUCGCUGCGCUCCGCCAUUAAACAACGCUCCUUCAUUGGUGUUCUCGACAUUUACGGGUUUGAGACAUUUGACAUCAACAGUUUUGAGCAAUUCUGUAUUAACUACGCCAAUGAGAAGCUCCAACAGCAGUUUAACAUGCAUGUGUUUAAGCUGGAGCAGGAGGAGUAUAUGAAGGAGGACAUUCCCUGGACUUUGAUAGACUUCUAUGAUAAUCAGCCCUGUAUCAACCUCAUAGAGGCCAAGAUGGGAGUCCUGGACCUGCUGGAUGAGGAGUGCAAAAUGCCCAAGGGCUCUGAUGACACAUGGGCACAGAAACUUUACAACACCUUCCUGAAGAAAAGUGAGAUUUUUGACAAGCCUCGUAUGUCCAACAAAGCCUUUAUCAUCCACCACUUUGCGGACAAGGUGGAGUACCAGUGUGAAGGGUUCCUGGAGAAGAAUAAGGACACUGUUAAUGAGGAGCAGAUCAAUGUCCUCAAGUUAAGCAAGUUUGACUUGCUGGUGGAGCUGUUCAGAGACGAGGAGACCGCCGCCCCGACCGGACGGACAAAGACGACGCGGCCCGGCCAGGCCCAAAGGGACAAUAAGAAAACCGUUGGAACCCAGUUUCGUAACUCCCUGAAUCUGCUGAUGGAGACCCUGAACGGAACCACGCCCCACUAUGUCCGCUGCAUCAAGCCCAACGAUCACAAAUCCCCGUUCACGCUGGACCCCAUUCGCGCCGUGCAGCAGCUACGGGCCUGUGGUGUCCUGGAAACCAUCCGAAUCUCGGCAGCAGGAUUCCCGUCCAGGUGGACCUACCAGGAGUUCUUCAGCCGGUACCGGGUUCUGAUGAAACAGAAAGACAUUCUCUCAGACAUGAAGCUGACGUGCAAGAACGUCCUGGAGAAAUGGGUCAAGGACCAUGACAAGUACCAGUUUGGGAAGAACAAGAUCUUCUUCAGGGCCGGUCAGGUGGCCUACCUGGAGAAGCUGCGCUCCGACCGGCUGAGGAAGGCUUGCGUCCGCAUCCAGAAGACCAUCCGGUGCUGGCUGGCCAGGAAGAGAUUCCUCCGCAUGAGGCGAGCUGCCGUCACCAUCCAGAAACAUGCACGAGGCUACCUGGCACGCUGUCGGGUUGCGUUCCUGCGGAGAACCCGGGCGGCCGUGGUCAUCCAGAAGAACCAGCGGAUGUUGGCGGCACGGAGGCGGUACCAGGACCUGCGGUGUGCUGCCGUCAUCAUGCAGCGACUGCUACGCGCCUACCAGGCCAGACAGACCUACUGCAAGCUGUUGUACGAGCACAAGGUUCUCAUCGUCCAGCGGUGGGUGAGGGGCUGGCUGGCCCGGAGGAGGUACCAACGCUCCCUGAGGGCCGUGGUUUACCUCCAGAGCUGCGUGAGGCGCAUGGCGGCCCGGAGGGAGCUGAAGAAGCUGAAGGUGGAGGCCCGUUCUGUAGAACACUUCAAAAAGCUCAACGUGGGCAUGGAGAACAAGAUCAUGCAGCUUCAGAGAAAGGUGGACGAACAGAUCAAGGAGAACCGAGAACUGGGCGAACGGUUGAGCUCCACAGAGCGAUCCUGGGCAGCGGAAAGUGAGAGGCUGGGGAGAGAGGUGGAGCGGCUGCGCGGGGCUGAGGAGGAGAGCCGGGUUGCAGCGGAGAAGCUACCCUCCCUCCUGGAGCAGCUGUCCUUCCUCCGUCAGGAGCUGGAGACAACCAGGGGAGAAAAGGAGGCCGUUCAGGAGGAGGCCAGGGCUUAUAGGGAGGAGAAUGAGAAGAGGGUGUCAGAGUUGAAUGAGAAGAACAGCUUGUUAAUGACAGAGAAGGAGAACCUGACCCAGCUGAUCCAGGAGCAGAGUCAGCAGAUCGCAGACACUGAGGCCCACGCCGAGGACCGCAGGUGGCUGGACCGUGACCUCAGUGAGGAACGCCGCCGCUACCAGAGCCUGCUGAGUGAAUACGCACAGCUGGAGGGGAGAUACGCCGACCUGAAGGAGGAGAUGACUCUCACAGUGGAGACCGGUAAACCAGGCCACACACGAGAGGACUCCUCCUACAGCAGCAAUGGGUCCGAAGGAACCUUUAGCUCUGGGCUUUCAGGAUCUCAGGGAAGAAACAGCUCGGCGGAAUCUCACAGCUCAACUCGCAGAUCGUCCGGUUUCACUGAGUUUGAGACGAGCCCCCUACGAAGAGAGGGUGCUCCACAACAGGAUGUGACAGACAUGUCUGUGCUGCUGAAGCUCCAGAGGAGAGUCACCGAGCUGGAACAGGAGAAACAGACACUGCAGAGACACCUGGACAAGAGAGAGGAGGUCCAGGAGGACCAUGCCAGAACCGCGGCAGAGCUGAAGACUGCAGGAAGAGCUGAGCUGGACCUGGUAGCACUGAAACGCCAGGAGCUGGAGUCAGAGAACAAGAGGCUGAAGACUGACCUGGCUGAGUUGCGUCAGUCCCUGGCCACGGUUUCAAAAAGCGCCAGUGCUAAAACCCCCAGCAGCCCCGGGCCAGGCUCUGCGCCUUACAACGUGCUCCUGGAGCAGCUUGACUCUGCCAAUGAGGAGUUGGAGAUCAGGAAGGAGGAGGUGCUGCUCCUCCGCUCCCACCUGGUUCGCCAGGAGGCGCUGAAACACAACAAGGAGGCGUAUGGAGAGAUGCACAGGAAGAUGGACCUUGGUAAAACUGCCAAGAAACUCCCUGGCGGAGCCACACCUGACUACCACACGCUGAACGAGGAUGGAGAACUGUGGUUGGCCUACGAGGGGCUGAAGGAGACCAACAGGGUGUUGGUGUCCCAGCUUCAGAUGCAGGACCGGGAUCAUGAGGAGGGGUUGGAGGAGCUGCGGGUGGAGGUGUGCAGGUUGCGGGAGGAGAACAGUCAGCAGCAGCAGUUAAUCUCCCAGAGCCUCCUCCUCCCUCCGGAGGGCCGCGUCGACGCCGGCCUCCAACACGAGAUCACCCGGCUCACAAACUGCAACCUGGACCUGAUGGAGCAGCAAGGGAAGCAGGACAAGAUGAUCCGCAAAUUGAAAAAACAGCUUAAAACGUAUAUGAACAGGAUGGAAGAAUACGAAGCCAAAGGUCAGGUGGAGCGAGUUGUCCCAGAUCCAGAGCCUGGCACUCCAGGUCGUAUCACCCGUAAAGAGAGGGACUUCAAGGGCAUGCUGGAGUACCGGAGGGGGGACGAGAGCAAGCUUCUGAAGGGUCUGGUCCUGGAGCUGAAGCCUCGCGGCGUUGCUGUUAACCUCCUUCCUGGUCUGCCGGCCUACAUUCUGUUCAUGUGUCUGCGCCAUGCUGACUACUGUAACGAUGACCAGAGAGUCAGCACCCUGCUCAACUCCACCAUCAACAGCAUUAAAGGCCUCAUCAAGAAGAAAGGGAGUGACUUUGAGACUGUGUCUUUCUGGCUGGCCAAUACCUGUCGGCUGCUGCACUGCCUGAAACAGUACAGUGGAGAGGAGCCAUUUGUGAAGCAGAACACCCCACGACAGAACAAACACUGUCUGACUAACUUUGACCUGUCGGAGUACCGUCAGCUCCUGAAUGACCUCGCCGUCCAGGUCUACCAACAGCUGGUCAAGUCUAUGGAGGAGACGCUACUUCCUAUGAUAGUCCCUGGAAUGCUGGAGCAUGAGACCAUCCAGGGGGUCCUGGGGUCCAAACCCACGGGCCUGAGGAAGAGGACAUCCAGUCUCCCGGGUGAGGCUGUUUACACGGUGGACAGCAUCAUCCAGCAGCUCAGUCUGUUCCAUGCUACCCUGACUCAGCAUGACGUUGACCAUGACCUCAUCAAACAGGUGGUGAGGCAACUGUUCUACAUUACCUGUUCUGUCACUCUCAACAACCUGCUACUGAGGAAGGAAAUGUGCUCCUGGAGCAAAGGACUGCAGAUCAGGUACAAUGUGUGGCAGCUGGAGGAGUGGCUGGAUGAACACGGCCUGUCAGGAUGUGGAGCUAAGGAGAUGCUGGAGCCUCUGAUCCAGGCCGCUCAGCUACUACAGGUCAAGAAGAAAACGGAGGAGGAUGCCCAGGCUAUCUGCACCAUGUGUUCUGCACUCACCACUCCACAGAUUGUGAAAGUGCUGAACUUAUACACCCCAGUGAUUGAGUUUGAGGAAAGGGUUCCCACAUCAUUCAUUAAAACUAUACAGGUCCUGUUAAAAGACCGUGUUGAGUCCCCUCAGUUGCUGAUGGACGCCAAAAAGAUUUUCUCUGUGACCUUUUCCUUCACCCCCUCCUCCCUGGCACUGGAGACCAUCCAGAUCCCAAGCUCUCUCAACCUAGGGUUCCUCACAAGAGUCUAAAUCCCUGACCCUUUACCCCCCAAACAACUCUUACCUGGGGUUAGAGAAACCAAAUGCCUGAACAUCUGGGGCAGCUUCCCAGACACCGAUUAAGUCACUGAUGAAACACUUUCAAUUGAGAUUCGCACCGGGCUUUUUAGUCUGGAACUUCUGUGGGCUUUAUACUGCCUAUGUCCUGGGAAAAAUGCCAUUAUAGUUAUAACAUUGCCUUUUAGAUUUUGUCAGUUUAGAAUCAUUCAAUGUGGUAUAAUAGAACGAGGGGGUGUUAGGGGGUUAGAGACACUAAAUAUUAAAACUAAUAUUAAACUGGCUAAUGAAUAUAUGUUUACAAUUAACGUAAUUCAUCACUUAUGUAGUUUAUUAGAUAUUUAAUGUGUGCAAUGUUUGUUUUUUUUGCUAAUAUACACCUGGAGGUAGCACUGUCUGUUGUACAUUGCAGGGAUUGCAUCAUGUUCUAUGCAAUAAGUACCAAAUAAUUAUUCAUGUGUUAAUGACACAACAGGCCGGAAUGAGCAGGUUUCUAGCCUAGGUUAUAACACUGGACUUUCACUGCUAGCUUUUAGUUUUUCCAAACGUUUGCAGACCCUUGAAAGCAACUGGGAGCUGGGCUUUCAGUUCUUAGGAGAUAAUACCAGGAAGUAUCUUUUACAAAAAAUAUAUUAAUUGAAAGAUGUGCUUACAUAUUUCAUGCUGUACAUUCAGGGGUCAUUAGUGUUCAUGCUGUAUAUUUGGGGGUCAUUCGUAUGCAUGUUAUACCCUCGGGGAUCAUUAGUCUCCGGACAGACUGUUUUCAGUGCUACAAUUAUGGAGUCAUUCAUGUUAUGUGACAGAUUUCUGCUUAUGUAAUUGUAGUGCUUAUUGCCUUUAUGUGUAUCAAGGUGCUGAAUGGUAAGUGAAUUCCUCACUCGCAACUCCAUGCAUUUCAAAUACAAUAUAUUAAAUAACUCGAACUUGAAAUAACUCGACACCCGGUGACAACGCGGACGUUAUUAGUUGGACCCUCUGUAUAGCAUCGAUUUACUGAUGUGAAAGCAGCAGGAUAACAUGCUGGCAGCAUUUACUCAGAUUUAUUUUUUAAAAAUAAAAGCCUUUUCACUGUCUGAAACACUACUGUGGUUGGUCCAUUGGACAGAAUGAAAACACAAAUGACUGGAAUCGGGUUCUGCCUGAAGUGUUCACUUGUUCAAAGUACAAAGUGUUGUAUGUUAAUAUCUCCAGAUAGCUUAGUGUUUAGAGCAGGGUUCGGCAAUAAACGGCCCGCGCGACAAAACAAGCCCGCCAGCAAUAAUAUCUGGCCCGCGGCAUGAUUAUUUUGAGAGCGGCUGGUGCUGAAAUAGAUCUGUCAUGACAGCAACGUUUACUCUCAAACACUUCCUCUUUAGUGAUUUUCCCUACAAAAUAAAUGUGUGAGAACGUUUUUUUAUUUAAAUUGAGAGUUUUUACUUUGAAAAGUUCUGAAGUGCAUUCAAUUCUGGCUUGCUUGACAUACCUCUGAAAUACUCUGCCAACAGCGACAAUUUCAGUGCAGACACAUCGGCUUUCACGAAACUAGCUGAAGAGAAGCGUUAUGCUGGCAACAUUAGAGAUUCCGUAGCAACAAUAAGACUUUGCCGCGUUAAGUGAUUUUAAUGAAUUUUUUAUUAAAUGAAUCUGUUAUGCCACGUUGCUUAGUGUAUAUGUUAACAAUGUAUUGUAGUAAAUGUUCAGGAGAGUGGAUAAAGUGAUUAUAUGCAACUAAAAUCAAGGGUCGCUAUGUAUUUGCAGUUGUUGCUGGCAUUUUACUUCGCCCAUGCCAUUGGCCAAAACGUAACUCAAAGGAUAUGAAAUACGUAUUGCCCUAUAGAGAAAAAACUAUUCUAUACGCCGCAGUGAAUGUAUUGUAGUAAAU